UGAAACACUUUUGUCCUUUGCUUUUCUCAAGAUCAGCUAUUGGCGGAUCUCGUAUUGGAUCCGGCGACAGAAAUGGCUAGCGGAGAGCCUUGGCAACAGAUCUUUUCUUUGUGUUGAGGCCUCAAAACAUUUAAUCAGCUUGGUUGGCCCAUGGCUUUAUUCGCCACUGUUACUUCCGCCCUAACCAACUUCUCUCUGGCUUAUGUGAAUUACGGUAUUAGCGUGGUCUGGUGACAUGCGCUCUAACCAUGCGAGAACCUGAAGCCCAAAGCCUUGCUCGUUGAAGAGGUUUUUCCGGAGACUUUUCCCCAUCGUUCUGUGAACAUUACCCCUUGAUGUAUGGAGGGAAAACGCGAUAAGGCGCGUUCCAUCUGCUUGCAGGCCGCCAUGGGUACCGUCGUCGUCUAAUCUGGGAUGCUGAACAGCCGACUCGUACGGUUUUAUAAGGGAAGGGAGUGUACCGACUGGUUAAGCCCUUCUGCGAGUGCAGCCUGUUCUCGAAGCCAGCUACCAACAUGCGCGGGCCACUUCUCCGACUCGUUCUCCUGGGCCUCGCCCUUGUAUCGUCGGCCGAGCCACUCCUCUCGCCUCACGUCGUCCAUGAACGCCGGCGUAGCGUUCCCGCCGGGUGGACUCGCACGCGUCGACACGCCAGCGAUGCCGUACUCCCGCUCAGGUUCGCUCUCGCACAGCAGAACAUUGGCAGCAUCGAUGAGUACCUGCUCGAUGUUGCGCACCCGGAAUCUCCGAACUACGGCAAGCACUGGACCGCGGGCGAUGUCGCGCGUAAGUUUGCCGCGAGCGAAGAGUCGAUCGUGACGGUGUUGGAUUGGCUCGAGCAGGGCGGUAUUGAGCGAGGACGUGCGAGGGUCAGCACGACGAGAGGAUGGGUCCACGUGGAUGCGACUGUGGAGGAGGCGGAGAGACUCGUGAACGCGGAGUACCACGUGUAUACGCACGAUACCGGGAAGGAGCAUAUUGCUUGCGAGGCUUACCACCUCCCGGAGCACGUCACGUCCCACGUUGACUUUGUCUUGCCCAGCGUUCACUUCGACGCUAAGCUCAGCCGCCGCUCGGAUACAUCCGAGAGCCAGCCUCCACUGAGUACCGCGGACCAGCCUGCGCACAACAUCGGCCUUCCAGGUGUCGGUAUCUCACCCAAGUCCGGCGGCAAAGUCACGGAGACCGUCAGCGAAGUUGAACAGUGUGACGAGUACAUCACCCCCAUUUGCCUACGCACCCUUUAUGGCUUGGAUUACACGCCGGUCGCUACCGACAAGAACAGCUACGGGAUUGUCGAGUAUACUCCGCAGGCGUACUUGUGGACCGAUCUCCAGAUGUUCGCGCUCAAUUAUUCGCUCGAUACACUUGGUAAAGCGCCGUACAUGGUUUCCAUCGAUGGAGGGUACCCGCAGACAGUCAAUCAGAGCUUUGACUACAACGGAGAGUCUGAUCUCGAUCUUCAGUACGGCAUGACGCUCGUCACGGGUGCUCAGACCGUAACCUUGUACCAAACUGGGGACAUUAUUGAGGGUGCUUCCUUCAACAACUUCCUCGAUGCUCUCGACGGAUCUUACUGCACCUUUGAGGGCGGCGAUGACUAUACCCAAGACUCUAUCUUCCCCGAUCCGUACCCUGGCGGAUACAAAGGUCCCGAGGACUGUGGAACAGUUAAACCUGCGAACGUCAUCUCAACGUCGUACGGCUAUAACGAGGCAGACUUGACGCCGUUCUACGCUGAGCGUCAGUGUGCGGAAUACGCGAAGCUCGGUCUCAUGGGUGUGACUGUCUUGUACAGUUCCGGAGAUGAUGGUGUCGCCGGCAACGGCGAUUUAUGCUUGAACCCGGAUGGCACGCAAACCGCAAACGGGACGAUCUUUGACCCCAGCUUCCCCGGAGUGUGCCCAUAUAUUACAUCCGUCGGUGCGACUCAGGUCAAGAACAACACCAGCGUCUACUCUCCGCAGCCCGAAAUGGCGUGCAUGGAGGUCAUCUACUCCGGUGGCGGUUUCAGCAACUACUUUCCCAUACCAUCCUACCAGGAGGAAGCCGUCUCGUACUACCUUGAGAACUACCCUCCGGACUACCCGCCGACAAUUUGGAAUGCGACCGGAAAGUCUCGAGCGUUCCCCGAUAUUGCCGCAAACGGCGCAAACUAUGUGGUAGCCAUUGACGGUGAAUUUGAGCUCGUCUACGGGACUUCGUGUUCCUCGCCAGUGAGUGGAGCCAUCUUCACCAUGAUCAACGACGCCCGUCUCGCAGCCGGCAAGUCCACUAUUGGGUUCAUAAACCCGACGAUUUACUCGUCGAAGUUUGCUGGGGCGUUCAACGAUAUCACUGAGGGUACGAAUCCUGGGUGCAAUACCGAGGGGUUCAACGCUACGCCCGGAUGGGACCCUGUCACGGGUCUAGGCACGCCGAAUUUCCCAAAGCUACUGGCAGCGUGGCUCGAACUUCCUUGAGAAACAUUUGGCUCGGGAAGGGCACUGGCACGAGUCGCGCGUUAGAGACAUCAGUUCGAUUCUUUUUGACCUGCUUGUAAAACGGGUAAUGGGACAAUGCAGAAGCAUACAUACGCUAUGUUGGGCAGUACACCGACCGACUCGGACGAGUCGAGCCCAUCGCUUUCACGUGUUUAAAU
Messenger RNA from Coniophora puteana RWD-64-598 SS2, 2641 nucleotides. Its product is annotated as subtilisin-like protein. Gene Ontology annotation, biological process: proteolysis. Bases 516 to 2462 code for a protein of 648 amino acids. Lineage: Eukaryota; Fungi; Basidiomycota; Agaricomycetes; Boletales; Coniophoraceae. The record is from RefSeq and is a predicted model, not a curated record. The transcript has 11 exons. Gene Ontology annotation, molecular function: tripeptidyl-peptidase activity; serine-type endopeptidase activity.